GCAGUGACAAGUCAGUAGUUCUCACUCAGGACUGGGGUUGUACGGAGGGAAUACAAGCAGCAGCCUGCCCUAAAGCAGCACCUUUCCUCUUCUAUCUGUAUCUAGAGCCGCUCUUACAGUGCUCUCACAGAGCAGCCGGGGCUGUAACUUGAUUCUAUUGUUGGGCGCAAAGAUGCGGCUGAUCCAGAACAUGUGCACCAUCACGGAGUACCCACCGGCCAGCAGCACGGACUGUAGCAGCAGCAGCGCGGGCACCGCUUCUAGUCGGGUCAUCAAGAUCGCGGUGGUUGGGGGCAGUGGCGUGGGCAAGACAGCCCUGGUGGUGAGAUUCCUUACCAAGCGUUUUAUUGGCGACUAUGAAAGGAAUGCAGGAAACCUGUACAGCAGACAAGUUCAGAUCGAUGGAAUGAAUCUCGCCAUUCAGGUUCAGGACACACCAGGAGUACAGAUAAAUGAACAGAAUCUGGACUCCAAUGAGCAACUCAACAAAUCCCUAAGAUGGGCCGACGCUGUUGUGAUCGUGUUCUCCAUCACAGACUGUAAAAGCUUCGAACUUAUCAGUCACUUGCAUCGGCACGCCCGCCAGCUUCACCCCCAUAACAGAAUCCCUAUUGUCAUUGUCGCCAAUAAAGCGGAUCUUCUGCACCUGAAACAGGUGGAACCUCAGCACGGACUUCAGCUUGCCAACAUGUUGGGUUGCACCUUCUACGAAGUGAGCGUUAGUGAGAACUAUAUCGAUGUGUACAAUGCUUUCCAGGUACUGUGUAAAGAAAUCAGUAAGCAGCAGAACACAGGGACCUCUGAAAGGCGGAAAAACUCGCUUAUCCCGCGUCCAAAGUCUCCAAACAUGCAGGACUUGAAAAGGCGUUUUAAGCAGGUGCUGUCUGCCAAAGUCAGGACUGCAACAUCCGUCUGAAAAAGUGACUUCCAGCGUGGGUCAGUUGGUUUUUCUAUAAAAAGAGCUCAUGAAGUUGCUGGUUUAGAAAGCGUAACGUUGGCUUUGAUGAGUCUGAGGAAGCACAUCAACAGAAAUGGCUUAUGGUUCCGUGUGUGCAGAGCAGCUCUGCAGUGUGACAAGUCAACGACAAUUACAAGUGAUUAUUGGAACGUGAGUGUCCAUCGAUUACUGAACAGUUUGAUCAUUCUGGAAAGUGUUGGCAUUAAAUGCAGUAAAUGUAUUCGAGCGAUUGUUUUCAAGCUCCUUCCUGCCACAGUGUAGCAUUUUCCUUAGUUAACCUUUUGAGUGCUGGGAUGACAUGCAACGCAUUGAUCAACGCAUUGUUUGUUUCCAAAAUGCAUUAGCUGCUCCUGCAAAAUUCUGCACUGAAAUCCGUUAUUCAAAAGAGAAAACAUAUUUUUUUUUAUAUUUAAUUUUGAAAUCUGACAUGGGGCUAAACAUAUUGUCAGUUUCCCAGCUGCCCUCAGUCAUGUGAUU
Messenger RNA from Xenopus laevis (African clawed frog), 1435 nucleotides. RefSeq names its product RAS like family 11 member B S homeolog (gene rasl11b.S). The transcript is spliced from 4 exons. The record is from RefSeq and is a predicted model, not a curated record. Gene Ontology annotation, molecular function: GTP binding; GTPase activity; G protein activity. The coding region runs from base 173 to 916 and encodes 247 amino acids. Lineage: Eukaryota; Metazoa; Chordata; Amphibia; Anura; Pipidae.